CAAUGAUGCCAGCUAUUUUUGAAGAAACCCGCACUACACUUAAACAUACUUUAGAGAAGGAAGCAACAAGUGUUUGUCUUACAACAGACAUAUGGACAUCAAGUAAAAACGACAGUUAUAUGGGCAUCACAGGCCACUACAUAACUGAAGAUUUUUCAAUGAAAACAGUACUUUUUCAAUGCUCAGUUUUCGAAGAAACCCAUACUGCUAAAAACUUAGCAGACGAAAUUUUUUCAGCUAUAAAUGAGUGGGAUAUAAAAAAUAAAGUAUCCAUGAUAGUUUCAGAUAAUUGUUCAAACAUUACUAGUGCAGUAACAAAAGUGUUGAAGAUGAAACACUAUGGCUGUUACGCUCAUAAGUUAAAUUUACUUGUCCAACAAUCAUUACAUCCUGUUGAAGACCUGAUAAAAAAAGUCAAAACUAUAGUCUCCCACUUUAAACGUAGUAACAAAGCAUCACAAAAACUGAUUAAGUAUCAGGAGUUGCAGGGAGCCAAACAGCCUAAAAGGAUCUUGCAGGAUAUUGCUACAAGAUGGAACUCUACGUUCUACAUGUUACAAAGGUUCGUAGAUUUGGAAGAGGCUAUAAAAUAUUCCCUAGCAAUCCUGGAUACCGAUUUGACCCCAUUAAGUUCGGAUGAGUGGGAAAUUUGUAAGCAGUUGUGUGACGUCCUACGCCCAUGUGAAGAAGUUACCAAAGAGAUGAGUAGCGAAAAAUAUUUGAACGCCAGUAAAGUAAUCCCAAUAACAAGGGGUUUGAAGUCUGCUCUUAAGAAAAUUUCUGUUAAUGUUACUAAAGAAAGUGUGAAAGACGUGCUUAAUUCCAUGCUCAAAAGCUGUGAUGACAGAUUUCCGAACUUGGAAAAAAGUAAAACCUUAAGACUUUGCACAUUCCUCGAUCCCCGCUAUAAACAUCACAUGUUUCUAGAAGAAUCUACAACCAUUGAAAUCAAGAAAGACCUGUGUGAUUUAUUAGUUGGAGUCAUAAAUCAAAAAAGAAAUGAACAAAAUCCUGAGGACCUCAGUGAUAAUGAAGUUGAACCAGACCAAGAAACAGAAUCUACCGAGAAAAAGAUUUCAGUUUGGGAUGAUGUUGAGGAAAUAAUUGCUAAAGUGAAACCGAAAUCCAAUCCCACUUCAAUGGCAAUCCAAGAGAUACAAAAAUACAUGGAUGACAGUCCAAUAUCUAGGAAAAAGGAUCCACUGGAGUGGUGGAAAUGCCACAAAAACAUUUAUCCCCAUCUAGCCACAGUAUUUAUUCGGAGCUGUGGCAUUGUCGCAACAUCCGUCCCUUGUGAGAGGAUGUUCUCUAAAGCUGGUUAUUUUAUAAGUGACAGAAGAACCCGUUUAACAACAAAAAAAGUAAAUGAACUGAUGUUUUUAAACACAAACCUAAAGUAGACCAAGACUUUUAAAACUGCAACUCUGGUGAAUCGAGGGUAGGCCUACAGUUCUUCGAAACUCAUUGUUUUGUAUGUAAUUACACCUACAUAAUUAAUAUUAAUGACUCUAGUUGAUCUUUUGAUAUUUUUUCUAUUAUGAUGUUAUGAAGUACUAUCUUAUUAUAAUUAUGUCAUUUCUGUUAAUUUGUUCCUAUUUCGUAUUUAAUGCCUAAGUAUAAGUUACCUCAAACAAAACAGACUGAUACAUGUUAUUUUUUCUUAAUUUAGAUGUGUUUUUUAUAAUGUUAUUCGAUACAAGAAAUAUUGAUUCUCGGAAAUGAUUUUUCUUUAUAUAUGGUUUGUAUAUAGUUAGUUACAGUUAUCUGCAAUAUGUUUUUUCAUUUAGGUUAUUUGCACAUAAAGGAAUCCCAAAGACUUUUGUGAUGUUAGCAAUCAUAAAAAGAUUAAAUAGAUGGUUUGUUUAAGAUUGUUGGUAUAUUAUUUAAAAUAUACUUGUUACUCUCGUAAAUACGAAAUAAACAACAGCUGAAAACCCUAAUUGGAAUUUCUGAGUUUUUUUAUGAACCUGACUUUAAUCUGAAUAUUUCUGAGUCACAAUUUUUUUACCAUAACGUUUUAACUACUGUAAGUAGCAAAUGGAAAACUCACACAUUUUGUUUGCCAUUCAGUAAGUUCAGUAAUAUGAUAAACCAGUACUAUUUUUAAUGCCUGACUUUAAACAUUUAAUUCUGUCUUGAUUAUAUUUUUGUUUUAAUAUUUAGAUAAUAAGAUACGGUAACUCAAAUGAUUAUUUUAAAUACUGAUUCUCGUAUAAUUGAGUACAAAAAAGUAGAGGCUAUCAAAUAUGUUGUACUCAAUGCUUGCUAUGCAAUUUACUCAGUAGUACCAUUGAAUUUUAGUUCAGCUCGAUUACUAAUACAAGUACUAUGCCAAGUAAUCGCUUAGAUUUGCAGUAGUAGGGAGGGGCUCAUCACGAAAACUGUUACACGUAACUGUUACUGCUAGACAGUAGCCGCGUAGCCGCGUUCGGUGAGGAAGUGAUUACUUUGUACCUGGUACUCGACGCCUAGAGUAAUCGAUUACUUUUUGAGAGGCGAGUACCAGUUACAAAGGAGCGAUUACAGUUACUUGGAC
Molecule: messenger RNA, 2536 nt
Organism: Homalodisca vitripennis (glassy-winged sharpshooter)
Lineage: Eukaryota; Metazoa; Arthropoda; Insecta; Hemiptera; Cicadellidae
Product: zinc finger BED domain-containing protein 4-like
Exons: 2
Coding region: 3-1400 (465 amino acids)
Molecular function (GO): protein dimerization activity
Source: RefSeq, a predicted model, not a curated record